UUCAGUCGAUGGAAGAGCCCGGCUGCAACAACACGGAAUGUUUGUGUGCAGCACUUCUGAACACGGAAGUGAAGCUGCUGCUCCUGUUUAUGUUUAUGUUUUUGUGUUUCGCACCUAGACAACUUCAUUUGUAAAACAGUAUGGCGGUGAGCGCCGUUCACCUGGAGUCAGACGCCUUUCUGGUGUGUAUGAAUCACGCGUUGAGCACAGAAAAAGAAGAGGUGAUGGGUUUGUGCAUCGGAGAAGUGGAAGUCACCCGUAUCGUCCAUAUUUACUCGGUCAUCAUCCUCCGCCGCUCGGACAAGAGGAAGGACCGGGUGGAGAUCUCCCCUGAGCAGCUGUCCGCGGCCUCCACGGAGGCGGAGAGGCUGGCCGACAUAACCGGCAGGCCGUUGCGGGUGGUCGGCUGGUACCACUCCCACCCGCACAUCACCGUGUGGCCCUCCCACGUCGACGUGAGGACCCAGGCCAUGUACCAGAUGCUGGACCAGUGCUUUGUGGGCCUCAUUUUUUCCUGUUUCAUAGAGGACAAGAACACCAAGACGGGCCGGGUGCUGUACACCUGCUUCCAGUCAGUGCAGGCGCAGAAGGGAUCCGAGUACGAGCGCGUGGAGAUACCCGUCCACGUCGUGCCCCGCGAAGCCAUCGGUAAGGUGUGCCUGGAGUCGGCCGUGGAGCUGCCGCGGAUCCUGUGUCAGGAGGAGCAGGACACUUACCGCAAGAUCCACAGCCUGGCGCACCUGGACCCCGUUACCAAGAUCCACAACGGCUCGGUGUUCACCAAGAACCUGUGCAGCCAGAUGUCGGCGGUGAGCGGGCCGCUGCUGCAGUGGCUGGAGGACAGGCUGGAGCAGAACAAGCAGAGCAUCGUGGAGCUGCAGCGGGAAAAGGAGAGGCUGCUGCAGGAGCUGGCUGUUCAACCAUAAGCCCAGAAACAAAGAUGCUAAAUUGACAACGAUAUAAAACAGAAAUAAAAAUCCUCACAUUCAAAGAAGCUGGAAACAGGAGGUUUUUGGUGAUUUUUGCUUUGAAAAUUCUUUUGAAAAAUGUAUUCAUCACCUAAUUGUUGCAGAUAGUUUUUCUGUCAAUCAGCUAAUCAAUGAAUCAACUAAUAGUUUCAGCUCUAUAGUCCCUGGAGCUGGUUUCUAAAGUCUGUAAUGUCGGAUUUGUAGUUUUGAUUACAGGUAAUUCCUGAUUUAAAAUAAGUCAACCAUUAUUUUUUUUUCUGCAAAGGUUUUGUACAGCUCUUUUAUGAUGAGACAAAAUUAAACUUAAUUAUUUAAGAAGUUCAAAGGUUCAUGUUGUUAAAAA
Molecule: messenger RNA, 1311 nt
Organism: Sander lucioperca (pikeperch)
Lineage: Eukaryota; Metazoa; Chordata; Actinopteri; Perciformes; Percidae
Gene: brcc3
Product: BRCA1/BRCA2-containing complex, subunit 3
Exons: 2
Coding region: 141-926 (261 amino acids)
Biological process (GO): double-strand break repair
Cellular component (GO): BRCA1-A complex; BRISC complex
Molecular function (GO): polyubiquitin modification-dependent protein binding; metallopeptidase activity; cysteine-type deubiquitinase activity
Source: RefSeq, a predicted model, not a curated record